This is a messenger RNA of Nymphalis io (European peacock), 6656 nucleotides long. RefSeq lists its product as uncharacterized. The record is from RefSeq and is a predicted model, not a curated record. Gene Ontology annotation, molecular function: cysteine-type endopeptidase activity; cysteine-type endopeptidase inhibitor activity. Lineage: Eukaryota; Metazoa; Arthropoda; Insecta; Lepidoptera; Nymphalidae. Gene Ontology annotation, cellular component: lysosome. Bases 125 to 6049 code for a protein of 1974 amino acids. The transcript has 8 exons.
UUAUGAUCAGUGAUCACUGCGGUUUUGUUGAAUCAUUCACUAUUUUAAAUAAGUCGUAGUGACAUAGUCUUUUCUUCAUUCCGUUUUUGUGUGUUCAGCUAUGAUAUCGCCUGAAUAAUACGUCAUGCGGUGGUUAAAAUUUGCGUUUACGAUAAAUGUGUAUUUUCUAUUAUCUGUUUGUUUAGCCGAAUUAGACCUCGAAAGAAAGGAUAAAUUUUUAAAUGGUUUUGUGGAUUACCUAAAUAACUUACCAAACCAGCCGUACACUUACGAAGAUGGUGCUAUUAUUAAUGCGCAAAAAACGAAUGAUGAUAGUGAAAGUUAUUAUAUUGAAAUCAAAUUGAAAGCCACAGAUAAUCAUGACUUUGAUUCUUCAAGAUACUUAAAAUGUUCUGCAACUAUACAAGACUUGAACGAAAUUGGUAUAAGUGUACAGAAUAAUGAAUAUCACUGUGAAAACCUUGAUCAGAUAACAGAGCAAAAGUCCACUGAAGAUGAUCAGCAGGAAAUUGAUCAAACUACACAAAUAGAACUUCCCACUGCCCAUGAACCUGUGCAUCUGGAUAAUGAAGUCCAAUCGAAUAUUGGGAUUACAUCUGGUGAGCAGUUUGUAGCAAUACCUAGAAAACAGUUUGGUGGUUCCUGUAUAGGAUGCUCAAGUCAUGUGAACAUUGAAGCACCUGGAGUCAAUGACCUUGCUGCUCUCGCUAUCAAGCAAUUAGAUAAACAUGAGCCUAGUGUCAAGCACUCACUUGACUCUGUGCUCGAUGUGGAAAGACAAGUGCAAGUUGUCAAUGGUGUCCGAUAUAUCUUAACACUUCAAGUUAGUUUCAAUAAAUGCUCACCACCAAAAAAUGAAUGUGUCGAAAUUAAACCAUGUAAGGUAACAGUAAAAGAAAAAAGUUGGAUAAGAAUGCGUGAUGGUUCUAAGUAUAGAACUGUUUUAUCGAAUAACUGUACAGAGGAAUGGCUGUUUGGAGAUGAGGGAGAAUAUAUACCAAACAAUGAUGACAAUAAUAGAAAUAAUGAUAUUAAUCUACCUGUAAAUAAAAAUGAAAGUGAUGAUGGUACCCCAAAACCUAAUAAUAAUGACAAUAUUGCAAAUACAGGAUCCGUGGAUGAAAUUCUUAAAGCAAUUCAUAACACAGAUGUACAAAUGCAGCCGCAACAAGAAAAAACGUUAACUGAUAAUGAAAUGAAAAAUUUGGAAGAACAAAUAAUUCCUCAUUCUAAAUUUCAUGACACAACUGUAAGUGAACUCAGUGAAACAAUAAAAUCACCAAACACAGGUGAUGAGAAUACACACCAUGUUUCUACUAUGGAGACAGUGAGGCAAUACAGUGACAAUUCAGCUCCACAGAAACCACCCGAGAAUCAAGAAAAGACUACUCUUUUAAAUGAAGAUAAGAAAAAAGCAAUAGAUGAGUUGAUAAAUUUUUUCAACUCUGCUGGUUUCGAUGGUAAUCACUAUGAUAUUGUAAGGAAUAAAAGAAGUUACGACCAUGAUUUAAAAAUUAUGUCUCUCGCUGAAAAGAUCCAUAAGAUUAAGGAUAAUGUCAACAAUGCACAAUAUUUAUAUAAAUUAGCACAGAAUUUGGUAGAUUACAUUAAUGAGAUGGAUUUAGAAGUAAAAACAAGAAUCCUCAAAGAAAUUAUUACUGCAGAAGAAGAAUAUGAAAAUUUCCAACAUUUUUUUUAUAUCCAAGCACGUGUUGCAAUUCCUUGUGACAAAGUAGAUUGUGACAGUAAUAAUGAGGUAACUAAAAUAUGCAAUGGUGUAAUUGAAGUUUUUGAUCAAAGUACACCUCAAAUUUUAAGUGCAUUUUGUCAUGAUGAGAAAAAGAAAAAAAUACCGCUCAGCAAUCCAGAAAGUAUUCCAUUAAAUGAUCCCGUUCUAUUAAAACUUACUAAGGACUCAGUAAAAAAAAUCGAAAAAGAGUCAUUGCAUCCGAAUGCAAUGAAAAUCGAAGAAAUAUUAGAAGCUAGUACACAACAAGCUUCAGGUAGGCUAACGAAAAUAAUCAUAAAUCUUGUAUAUACUGAUUGCAAUAAAACAAUUCCAUAUGAGAAUAGAAAAAAUUGCACAGUAAUACAAAGUAUGGAUUCCAAUAUAUGCGAAAUAACUGUACAUGAAAGACAUUGGUUAAAAGAGACAAAAUUGACAUAUCUAUGUACUCAAAGGCCUAUUGAUGAAAGAUUUACUAAAAAGAAAAAAUCAAAUGAAAUAAAGGGCUUAAAUGAUCCAAAAGUAUUUGACAUGGUGCAAGAUGCCUUGCAAUAUUUAGAUGUCAAUUCGAAUAGGAACAAUAAGCAAAAGGUUGUAGAGAUUAUUUCUGUGACAACUCAGCUUAUAGGAGGAUUGUUGACUGAAGUAAAGUUUGCUGUGGGUUACACAAAAUGUACUAAUGUAUAUAAAGUUGAUUUGAAUACUUGUGAAUUAUUAGAUAAUGAACCAUUACGAAAGUGUCAAGUGCAAACAUGGGAUCGUCCUUGGUUAGAAGACGGUAAACAAAUAAAGGUCGAGUGUGAUGACACUAUAGAAAAAACCAGUCAUAAAUUUGUUAAAAAAAGAUCAUUGUAUGUAGGGGCACCUCAAGAAACAGAUCCUACUGCACCACAAUAUAAAUUGCUAGCUGAUAAAUCAUUGGAAAAGUUUUUACAAGCACAAAGUAUUGGUAAUGAGUAUAUAGUUGUAAAAGUUGAAAAUGUUACAAAGCAAGUGGUAGCUGGAGAGUUAAUAAAAAUGUAUUUUCAAAUAACCAAUAAAAAUAACCAAAAUCAAAAACAUAUCUGUCAUUCAGAAAUAUGGCAACGGCCUUGGUUGAAGAAGACUGAGUAUAAAGUAAAUUGUGAUGGUUUAGGUAGUGAAUCCAGAAAAAAACGGUAUAUAGCUUCUGAGGUUGAUGUUUUGAAUCCAAGACAAGACACAGAUAAUUUUGGUACUCAAAACAAAGAAGAUGUAAAUAAGCCACAUAUUAAACGUAAACGAGCAUUAACGGGAGCUCCAAAAAAAAAGAAUCCUAAUAAUGAAAAGUACAAAUUAUUGGCUGAAGAGUCAUUAAAGAAAUAUCAAAGUGUUCAUAAAAUAAAAGCAAAACAUAAUAUAACCGUAAAACAGGUAAUUGAACAUCUGGUUUCAGGAAUAAUUUAUAAAAUAGAUUUUAUGGCUACACCUGUAUCAUGUACCACAAAAACAUCCAAAUGCAAUACAGAUAACACCUUUUACUGUCAUUCAAAAAUUUGGGAUCGUCCUUGGAAAGGAAGCAAGGAAAUUGAUGUACAUUGUAAUGAAAUUUUCAGUGAUGAACAAGUUUCUGAUAAAUAUGAAAAUGAUAGAAAUAAACGCAGCAUCCGCUUGGGAGCUCCAGAAGAAAAAAAUAUAGAUAAUAAAGAGUAUAAACAAUUAGCUGAACAGUCUCUAGAAAAAUACCAGCAAUUAAAUAACGCGAAAUAUUUACAUAAAAUUGUUAAAAUACAUCAUGUAACCGAACAAAUGGUAGAAGGUGUUCUUACAAAGCUAGAAUUCUCAAUAUCACCAACAAAGUGCUUACUUACUGAUGGCCCAAAUCUAAUAGACGACUGCAGUUUGCUAAAACCUCAAACCGUACUACGCUGUGAAUCGGAAGUAUGGAAUAGACCAUGGUUAAAAUCAGACAAAGAGAUAAAUGUAACUUGUAAAAAAGUGUAUACAAAAAAUGUUAAAAGAGACGAUUUAUAUGAUAAUAAAAGAACAAAGAGACAAAUAGAUUCAGGUGAAAAUGAUAUCGACGAGGACACUAUGUAUUACUAUGUGGAUCGCGCUAUAAAUCAAAUUAAUGAUAAGUCUGAUACAAACAAUUUACAAAAGCUUAUAACUAUUCAUUCUACUCGAAGCCAUAUGAAUAGAGGUGUAAAUACGAUAAAAAUGUAUAUAGAAACUGCAUAUACUUUCUGCUUACGACAUCAAGAUGAAAUGCACUUAGCUGGUUGUGAAGAGUUAUCGGGAAUGUAUCAUAGACUAUGUUUUGUUGACUUGCGACCAUCGCCUGAUGAUGAAUUAGUCGUGGAAAGCAUUAGUGUAGUGUGUGAUGAUGAAGCAGAUUUCAAAAAAGUCACAGGUAUAUCGAUACCAGAAAUUAUAAGGCGAUCUUUAAAGGAGUUGGAAAAGUCACCUAAGAUUCAAAACAAAUUGAUUCACAGCGGCGAACCGCACGUUAUACCUAGCUUAGAUUCCAACACUCCUAUGAAAGUGUCUUUCGUAGUUACUUCAUUAAAUUGUUCGAAACAUGUUGAUUUUGAGCAAAACCCUAACGAGUGUUAUGUAGAUGUAUCUAAAACGCCAAAGAUAUGUACCUCAUAUGUGUGGAUGAAAUCAAAUAGUAAAAAAAUUGGAAAAAUCACUACACAUUGUAAUCAAGAGAAACAGUAUCGCGAUAAGCGAUCUUUAGAAUUCAAGAAUAUAACGUCUGAUGAUAAAACUAUACAACAUUUUGUAAAAGAGUCAUUAGAAAAGCUAGAAAUGUCUUCAAUAAAUAAAUAUAAACAAAGAGUUAUGCAAAUUAAUAGCUUUUCAAACAAAAUUACUACCGGAAAGCUUACUACUAUAGAUUUCGAUGUGGGUUACACAAAUUGUCUAAAGUACGAAUGGGUCGAUAAUAUCACAACAUGUGAAUUCAUAGAACACUUACCCCGGCGACAUUGCAUUUCGCACGUUUGGGAGCGACUUUGGUUGGAAAAUGGCAGACAGAUUGACGUCAGUUGUGAGGACGAUGAAACGCCUCUCGAAUCGCAUGUUGAGUUCGAGAGUACCGAGAAUGCUAUGCAAUUGGCAAACGAGGCUCUAAAGCAUAUCGAAGCGAAGUACCCAAGUCCAAGAAGACAAAAAGUUGUAAGAGUAUAUUCAUUAGAAAAACAAGAAAUUGCUGGUCUUCAUUAUAGAAUGAAGAUCGAAGUUGGGUAUACGGACUGUUUGGCAUUAAGCAUUAAAGAUGACUGCAAAUUGGUCAAUGAUAUGGGCUUAAAUAAGUUUUGUCGUGUAAAUGUUUGGUUGCGAACUUGGACUGACCGGCCGCCUAUUUAUCGCGUGACUUGCGAUUAUCAAGAUGGCGCUACGACUGAACUAUACCGAAGCAUACAAGCGGAACAUUUGUUUUCCGAUUUUCUGGCUACAUACAGGCCCGAUUAUAUAAAUGAUCACAACGAAAUGCUCAAAAGGUUCAGCAUAUUUAAAGAUAAUGUGAAGAAAAUUCAUGAUUUCAACACUCAUGAAAGAGGAACCGCUAGAUAUGCCGUUACAAGAUUUGCCGAUUUAACCUACGAGGAGUUCGGACAAAAAUAUAUGGGAUUGAAACCGAGUCUUCGAGACCAUAAUCAAAUACCGAUGAGGAAGGCUGAGAUUCCUCAGGUGCAUCUUCCGGCCUUGUUUGAUUGGAGGCAGUACAAUGCAGUCACUGAAGUUAAAGAUCAAGGUUCAUGUGGCAGUUGUUGGGCAUUUAGUGUGACAGGUAAUAUAGAAGGUCAGUGGAAAAUUCAAACGGGCGAGCUGGUGUCGCUUUCGGAACAGGAGCUCGUCGAUUGUGACAAGUUAGACGAAGGGUGCAACGGCGGUCUUCCAGACAACGCAUAUCGAGCAAUAGAACAACUCGGCGGCUUAGAAACAGAGAACGACUAUCCAUAUGAAGGUGAAAAUGACAAGUGUGCCUUCAACAAAACACUAUCAAAAGUGAGGAUCACGAGCGCAGUCAACAUAACGUCCAACGAGACUGACAUGGCCAAGUGGCUUGUUCAGAACGGCCCUAUUUCCAUUGGUAUAAAUGCGAACGCGAUGCAGUUCUAUGUGGGCGGCGUUUCUCACCCAUGGAAGGUUCUUUGCAGUCCGUCGAAUUUGGAUCACGGUGUCCUCAUUGUGGGAUACGGCGUAAAAGAUUAUCCUCUGUUCCACAAAACUCUUCCCUACUGGAUCGUAAAGAAUUCGUGGGGUAAGUCGUGGGGGGAGCAGGGUUACUACCGCGUUUAUCGUGGCGACGGAACGUGUGGUGUCAACCAGAUGGCCAGCAGCGCAGUUGUGUAAACAACAAUGUAUGAUCUGAUAUCAAGCUAUUUUUUUUUCUUUAUUAUUUUAACAAUAAGUGUCAAUGUCGAUUUUUUUAUUGAUCUUUUUAUCAUAAGUGUCGUAGUAUCAAUUAUUUCUAAGCAAAAUAUUACACGUUAACUAAAUAGACAAUAUAUUCAUUUAUAAAACUGACAUCCCUGGUUACUGGUUGAUUCAUAGAAUUUGAUUAUAUAUAAAAGCUAACAUCGGCUUGCUAUCUAUGGAUCAGAUUGCUACGUAUAAUAUAAUAGGGAUAAUAGGGUCUGGUAUGAAUAUGUGGUGUUCUAGUGUUUCAGAAAUUGUAAAUGUUACCUUGUGGUAGGGCUUUGUGAAGGCCCGGAUCGGUGGGUAACAUCCAAUCAUCAGAUAGUCUGCCGCUAAGCAGCAAUGCUUAGUAUUGUUGCGUUCCGGCUUGAAGAGUGAGUGAGCCAGUGUAACUACAAGCACAAGGGACAUAACAUCUCAGUUCCCAAGGUUGGUGGCGCAUUGGCGAUGGAAGGAAUCUUUAUUAUUUCUUACAUCGCCAAUGUCUAUGGUGGUGACCACUUACCAUCAGGUGUACCAGUUGCUUUGCCUAUAACAUAAA